Messenger RNA from Pelobates cultripes (western spadefoot toad), 441 nucleotides. Lineage: Eukaryota; Metazoa; Chordata; Amphibia; Anura; Pelobatidae. The record is from the annotation of a GenBank genome assembly.
AUGGACGAAUUCCUCACAACACCGCAAGGCCUUUGUGGCACCGAUGACGCAGCCACGACAACGCCAUCCUCACCAAGCUCCAUCGUGGCACACUCGAGCCAGACCUCCCCAGCGACCUCCACGCUAGCCCAAAUAUCAGCGGAUAUAGCAAAAAUUACAGCAAACAUGCUCACCCGCAAGGACAAGGUGAAAAUGGUCGCGGAACUGAGAGCAGUUAUCAGGGAGGAAAUCACGGCUGUCCGCAGAGACCUCACAGCGCUGGAGCAAUGCGUAGACGACCUGGAAGUAGACCGUCUACAGAACGCCCAAUACCGGCUAGCAGCAGAGCUGGCGACUGGGAGGCAAGGAAAUAUUCUUCUAGACCUCCGCCGACAGGUCGAGGACCUCGAUAAUAGAGGCCACAGAAAGAUAGCGCACAGCCACAAUAAAUGCCAGAACUGA